AUGGCACCAACUACGCUGAUGACCUUUCUGGUUCGCAGUCCACCUUCAACAAGAUCAGUUCACCUCUACGGUUCUUGGGACAACUUCAGGACUGCCUACCCCAUGCAGAGGGAUACUCGCACGGGCCCUGAGCACUGGUCAGGUUGCCAUAGCUUCUCGAACAUCAUCUGCGAUGGCGACACAACAGUCAAUGGUACUCCCAGGCAAGGAGGACUCAAGAUGGGUGGAACCUAUUGGUACUAUUACAAACUGGACGACGACAUUGAGUUUCAUAACUCGGCAGAACCAUCGACCACCUCUUGUCCCAUGCUUCCUGGCCAGCUUGUCAAUGUCUUGAAUGUUCCCUUUGCACUCACCAGCAGCAGCCGCUCCCGCAAUGACAGUGUGAGCUCAACAAGCUCCGACUACCGCACGAUGAACCCUACAGACAAGUUUCUGAACCCGCGGCCAGUGCCAGCAAAGCCAUCCCUACCGCGCCUGAAGACAUCUCCAACUGUGCUGCAACAGUCGUGGUCUUCUUCCAGUUCCCCUGCGAGUGCUUCAUCCCUUCCUAGCAGAAGAGGAAGGUCGACAUCCAACACCACACCCUCUCACCCGAGCAGUGCCAAUGCUUACAGAGUAGUCCGAAUGAAGCCAUCCGUUGAGGCACUUUCGAGGUCAACUUCACGAGGAAGCAACCGCUCUGUUGGGAUCAUUGGUGCUAUUCGAGCUCUGACAUCACCACGGACGGCGAGUCCUGAGACUACAACAGACCGAGGUCGAAGCCUCCCAGACGAUCCGGCAUCGAGGGGUCGUUCAAAAGGCGUGUCAGAGCGUAGCAUCACCCCCAAGAGGACUUUACUUGGGACAGCUACUUCAAUUCCAGAGGUGGACGAUAACACCAUAUCUGAAUCUGCGGGAGAGCUCGUCCUACGCCGGCCAACCAACAAGUCUGAGCCUUUUGGGAAUUUACCGAUAUCGUCCUUUGCAUAUCAUCGGCGCCAGCGAUCUCUGUCGCGGGAGCCCUCGCCACUCCGCAGCUCGCUUCAAUCAGACACUUCUCCCAACUUAGGGACAUUUGAUGAACCCGUCGUACAGUAUCAGCCUUUGGCCACCCUAAAGGAGGUGGCCUCAGCAGCAAAUACCCCCGUCUGGCCUCUAACUGCGGUGAAAGUUGGAGGCGAAAAGGAGGCUGAUGAUAUACGGGUGCCCUUUGAUUUGGAGAAACGUCUGCCGACCCUACCCAACACGCCAUCUUCUGCAUAUCCACCCAGUGUUGUCGAUGAACCCUCCACCAAUGAUGAAGCAGAUGAUAUUGCCAACCUUCGCAGUCAUUUCUCCUGCACCACCAUCGAAACAGAAUCGUAUACGGAGAGCUUCCUCCCCCACGACCGGAGCCGUUUCUCGGAUUGGACAGACGGGACAAACAAAUUUUCACCACAAUCGGAGCUUAGCUCGAGUAUUCUUGAUUUUGAGCCAAUAAGUCCACUACCAGAAGCAGCUCUCGACUUUCCAAGUGACGAUCCGAUUACCGUUGAAAUUCAAAACCCUCAGGACUUUUCAGAAGCAAACACCUCUAUUGCCACCAAGCAAGGUCGAUUGCCUUCGGCAUUCAGUUUUUCAACGGUCAGCUCGGUCGCUUCUUUUACCGCUCCGAACUCUCACGUGGACGUUGACAGCGCCAAAGAUGCACAUUUCUCCUGGACGGGCUUUCAGCACUACAGCCUGCCCUCAGGAGACGUUGGAUCCGGGCCCAUGCACAAACCUGCAACGCUUACCAAGCAUGUCGCACCUUUGGUUGUGGAUGAGAACCAUCGUGCAGGCGUGUAUCAGUCUCAAAUGUCGAGCUGCGACGAGUCAACAAUUCCCCAUUCCACCAGUAUGCAACAACUUCUUGCUGAAUUGAGCUAUUUGGGUGGAAUGAUCCAACAGCAUUAA
This is a messenger RNA of Fonsecaea multimorphosa CBS 102226, 1917 nucleotides long. RefSeq lists its product as uncharacterized. NCBI's taxonomy places the organism in Eukaryota, Fungi, Ascomycota, Eurotiomycetes, Chaetothyriales, Herpotrichiellaceae. The transcript is spliced from 3 exons. Bases 1 to 1917 code for a protein of 638 amino acids. The record is from RefSeq and is a predicted model, not a curated record.